AUGGACGCGGAGCAGCUCCUAACGUACAUCUACACCUGCCUCCCCGAGCCGCCAGUCUACGACACCGCUCGCCUCGCCGCCCGCCGUGCCGCCCCCUACCACGGCGUCGACCGCAUCAGCGGCCUCUCCGACGCGCUCCUCCACGACAUCGUCUCCCGCCUCCCCUUCAAGGACGCCGCGCGCACCGCCGUACUCGCCACGCGCUGGCGCCGGGUCUGGCUCUCGGCCCCGCUCGUCGUCGUCGACACCCACCACCUGGACCACUGGCCCCCGACUCGCGCCGACGCGCCGGCCGUCACCGCCGCGGUGUCGCGCGCCCUCGCCGCGCACCCCGGGCCCUUCCGCUGCGUCCACCUCGUCUCCAGCCACAUGGACGGGUACCCGGCCCAGCUCAAGCGCUGGCUCCGUCUCCUCGCCGCCAAGGGAGUCCAGGAGCUCGUCCUCGUCAACCGCCCCUGCCCGCGCCAGGUGCCUCUCCCCGGCACACUCUUCCGCGUGGCCACCCUCACCCGCCUCUACGUCGGCGUCUGGAAGUUCCCGGACGCGGCCUGCCUCGGCGACGCCUCCUUCCCCAACCUCCGCGAGCUCGGCAUCUUCAGCGUCGCCAUGGAGAAAGGGGACAUCGAAGCCGUCGUCGCCAGGAGCCCCGUUCUCGAGAUCCUCAACAUUCAAGGGAGCGUCAAGGGGUUGGGUCUCCACCUCAUCAGCCAGAGCCUCCGAUGCGUGCAGAUCUGCGAUUCCGUGAUGGAGAACAUCGUCGUGGUGGACACCCCGCGUCUCGAGCGGCUCAUCCUGUACAAGGUCCGGGGAUCUCUCAACCCUGCCAGUGUCCUGCGGACCGGGAUCAAGAUUGGCAAUGCCCCCAAGCUGGAAAUGUUCGGGUAUCUGGAGCCAGGAAAGUACGUGCUUCAGGCCGGAGACACCAUCAUCAUGCCCGGGAUGAAGCCAAGCGCAAGCACUAUGUUUACGAGCGUGACUAUCCUGAGCCUGAAUGUCCGUUUUGGAGUCCACGAUGAUGCCAAUAUGGUGGCUACCUUCCUAAAGUGCUUUCCCAACGCAUCGAGUCUGCAUAUCAGGUGUGAACAAUGUGAUGAACCCGCUGGGAAGCUCGUACUUAAGUUCUGGGAGGAGGUUGGUCCCAUCGUGAGUGUCAUGUUGCGCAUAGGGGUGAUGACUAUCCGUGAAUUCCGAGGGGAGGAGGGCGAGAUGGCUUUUCUCAAGUACUUCUUCACGAACGCGAGGGAGCUGAAGUAUGCGGCGAUAAUCUUCCCCAAUCCAAGCUUCUCUUCAAUUUCAAAGAACGAUGCAUGCUCCAAAGCAAACUAUCUGACCUCUCUGAACUGGGCCACUCAAGGCUGCGGAUUCAUGGUGUAUGGGAGUUCAGAUCCUGAAGGAGGCAGACCGUGGUGCUUCAAGACCGGAGCAAUUUUUUCGCGUGACCCUUUCUCGUGGUGA
Molecule: messenger RNA, 1455 nt
Organism: Triticum turgidum subsp. durum (durum wheat)
Lineage: Eukaryota; Viridiplantae; Streptophyta; Magnoliopsida; Poales; Poaceae
Source: the annotation of a GenBank genome assembly